AUGAAAGGAUUUGGAUUAUAUAUAGAUUUGGAUUAUGUUUAUCAAAUGCACAGCCAACCUAUUAAAAGAUAUUUUAUUCAAUUUACAAAUAAUAAUAAAUACCAAUCCAACCACGAACUAUUGCUCAAUAAUAAUAAUAGUCUCAAAAUUUAUAACAAUAACUAUCAUAAAAAGUCACAAAGUCGCAGAAACUCAAAUUCUUACAAAGUCUUUCAAUCUCUGGUAAAUCAGAUAAAGCAAAAUUCAAAUCAAUUGCAAGUUCAUGUAAAAAUUCAAAAAGUGUUAAUGGAUGUACCGUUCAGCUCUUAUAGACACAAGUGCACAGUUAUCAUGUAUGAAAAAAUAUUGGCAAAAUAA
Dictyostelium purpureum is the source of this 357-nucleotide messenger RNA. RefSeq lists its product as uncharacterized. Bases 1 to 357 code for a protein of 118 amino acids. The transcript has a single exon. The record is from RefSeq and is a predicted model, not a curated record. NCBI's taxonomy places the organism in Eukaryota, Evosea, Eumycetozoa, Dictyosteliales, Dictyosteliaceae.